AUGGACGAGUCCGAACCCAAGGUGACGACGACCGAGGGCUUGAUCCCAACCAGUGAUGGAUCUGAAUCUUGGCCACCAAGACGGGAGGAUUUUGCAGAGAGCGCAGCUGGCGCGGCAAGAUCUUCCCAAUCCCAAUCCCAAUCUGCGUUUAUCCAGAGCUCCCUCCUAAACCAAUGCCUACGAUUUCUCGCAUCCGCUAACCAUGUCACUCUGGCUGCUUUGGGCGGAGCUCUCCUUGCCAUUAUAUAUUUGCUCCCGGGGAGACUUGCUCUAGUGUUAUUUGGGGUAUCCGUGGGUGUCACGCUUCAUGCCUCAUGGGACGGUUACAAAGAGACCGGAGAUGAAGCUGUGAAAUCAAGCCUCUCCCUAAGGCGACGAGAGCUUGGUAUUGAGGUGAUUUCUAGAGUCCUGCGUUGGCGCGAAACUAGAAUUACAGAUACUCUCAGUGAAUCCAGCAGUCCCAUAGACAAAUCGAUUAAUAACAAAGAGCCAGACUUUGCGGGUUUCCAGCCCGCAACAGCAGCGGCUCUGAAUUCACUGACUGACGCUAUCAUUCGAGACUAUGUCCAGUGGUGGUAUGGGCCACUUCUGAUUUCGGAAAGGGCAUUUCCACUGUCCUGCCGUUCGAGCCUGACCCGAUUUAUCAUCUCUAUAUCCUCUCACCUCUCACGCAAAAGGCCGGCUGAUAUCUUCCUCCAUUUCGUCACCAACGCCGCAUCCAUCGCCGUCGUAUUUUUAAACGAAUUUUCCGCUGCCUUCGAAUCCGCCUCGAGCAAUUCUACAUGGGAGGAUGUCAUCUCUUCGUACCUUAAAGAAUACCCCGACAGUAAUCUAGCGAAUGUUUUAUCAACCGACCAACAACGUGCGAAGCUCCGACUCGUUGCAACCGACAUUAUAAAAUCUUUUCUUGAGCCCGAUUUAUACAACUGUGAACCAGUCCAGAUUUUCUUUCGUGAGGUGUUCUCGGAUAUCAUAUUGGAAAGCGUAAUUGUGAAUUGCUCAAAACCGGAAUGGAUCAAUGGGUGGAUUGUGCGGCUUCUGGAAGAAGGGGAACCGGAAUUGAUGAAUGCAAUCGAUAUCGGCGUUGAUAGGGCACGACAAGAAGAAAUGCAGGCUUUUGCUGCCCGCUCUUUGAGUGAUGUUAAUAACAGUAGUAUGUCUGAAGAUUCUACAGAACAGGAUAUUGUCGUUGAAAACUUAAAAAGAGGGAAUGAAAACAAGGGCUUGACUAAGGCGCAAUUAGAAAUGGAAGAGGCCGAAAAGGAAGCAAAGCGCCUUAGUGCUCUCAUUGCCGUCAGCAAUGCUUACAAGAGUGGCGGACAGCCAGCGAUGAACGAAACUGGCAGCGAUCCCGAUCCCGAUCCCGAUACACAUACCAUAUCCUCUAAAAUUUUCGAUCCACAAGUGCCUCCUAUCCCAACUGAUGACCGCCGAAGUAGUAAUGACUCGGCAAGAUCCGAGAUGUCAAGGGAUUCUAAGGAACUCAGAGACGUUCGAAACUCAGUGCAUGAGUCGCCCUCGAAACAAGAAGACUUAAUUCAAACGAUUCUCCUCGGUGCUUCUGUAUCAAUCGUCGAUGACACUCUCCCAAACGACAAAGGGAAAAUGCGCGUGAAACCUACGGACGACUAUUUGUUGCAAAUUGAACCCUUCGGCUCCAGGAUCCCGGGCUGGGUCAUCGCCAGAAAGUAUUCCGAUUUUGAAGCCCUCCAUGAAGUUCUGCGCCGCAUAUCCGUUGUGUCCGGUGUAUCUGACUUCGUAGAACAGCACAAAGAGCUACCGCCGUGGAAAGGUCAGUAUAAACUAGACCUACGGCAAAGCCUUGAACGUUAUCUUCAACACGCUCUAAGCUUUGAGCGGCUCGCUAGCUGCGAGGCUAUGAAGCGGUUUCUCGAAAAGGAACGGGGGGGCCUGGGGGCGUCAUCGCUAAAUGGGGCUGGGAAAGUUGGAUUCUCUUUCCCCAGCCAGGCAGUGUUUGAAAAUAUGGGUAAAGGCGUGCUGGGGGUCCUGAGCAAUGCUCCGAAAGGGAUGGCUGGGGGUGGCAAGGCUGUGCUCGAAGGUGUUACGGGAGUGUUUGGAGCCAAUAUUGCCCAUCGGAAACGGUCGAUCGAGCUCGAGGCUACGAAAUUGGGGCAAGUUCAGUCUGUUUCGCGUUCGAGUACUCAACAUGAUAUUGCUCUUGAUGUUGGAUCAAGCGAAAAUGGAUCUGCUGAGAAAUCUCCAGUCUAUGUUACGCAUAGUCAGGACGGGAACGCGACUCUUAAGAGGGACCACGUGGCUCAACUAUCUCCUUCUCCAUCUAGUGAACAUAUUGAUGAGAAUCAAGAAAUUUCUCCUGUAGGCGGCGAGAAACGCGACCAAGCACCCACUACCAUAUCAUCUAAUCCUGCCGAUCAAAUAGACAGUGUUGCAGCCCUAGCACCUGCUAAGUCUGAACCAAACACGGAGCCCCGCAAAUCCACCCCUAAACCUUCCUCAGGGGAACCGCGCACUACAUCUCUUUCCGAGGAAGAGAUCACCGUCGCAGUCGAGCUCUUAUUCGCUGUCAUAAACGAGCUAUACGCCCUAUCCUCCGUCUGGGCCAUCCGCAAAAAACUAUUGAAUGCAGCAAAGUCAUUCCUACUUCGGCCCGGCAAUCCACACAUCGAGGCCAUUCGCCUCCUCGUCCAGAAAUCGAUCAUCGAAUCUAACGCCUCCGACGAUGCUGUGGCAGCUCGUAUCACCGUCCUGCGCCAAAAUGCGCUUCCGACCGAAGAUGAACUGAAAGAGUGGCCUCCUGCUCUGACUGAGGACGAGAAGAAUGAGCUACGCGUCAAGGCGCGGAGGUUGCUGGUGACAAGGGGCAUGCCGGAUGCUCUUACGAGUAUUAUGGGGCAAUCGGCGACGGUAGAGGCGUUGGGGCAUGUUUUUGAUUCGCUGCAGGUUAGCCGUGUGGCUCGGGGGUUUAUUUUUGCUCUGAUGCUUCAGGCCUUGAAGGCUGUGAUACAAUAG
This is a messenger RNA of Paracoccidioides lutzii Pb01, 2991 nucleotides long. RefSeq names its product PX domain-containing protein. The transcript is spliced from 3 exons. Gene Ontology annotation, molecular function: phosphatidylinositol binding. Gene Ontology annotation, cellular component: intracellular membrane-bounded organelle. The coding region runs from base 1 to 2991 and encodes 996 amino acids. The record is from RefSeq and is a predicted model, not a curated record.